AUGAUCUGGUUAUUCCGCUGUGUUUCAGAAUAUCAAACAGAGAGGGAGUUGUUUCAAAACCUUUCGAAUGAGAAUUUGGAUAAAGUAUGGUUGUUGAAUUGUUCAAGCCAUAGCGACCAUCCGAUCCUGAUAGUCAAUGACGCUGGUGAGAAUGUCGCGAUCGGGGCAGAAGUUCAAGUCAUAAACGGGGAGAAUCGAAAUAAUGAAGAAGCUGAAGAUCUUUCAAAUUUCACAAAUUGUCUCAUGAAAAAGUGGGAAGAAAGAAAUAAAAAAACGUCUCCAAACGCGCUUGCUAGGUAUAACGUUUCGGGCGAGUCAUCGGGCUCAAAUGGUUUGCACAACGGGAGCAAUCAAGACAGGCAAAGAGGAGCGGAUAGCAUUGAAAACAAUGAAAUGGGUGACCAUUUGGUAAGUUUAGGAAAUUUAAAUAUAAAAGGAAAAAAUGGACAUUUAUAUUAAGAAGAACAUGAUUUUAUCUUAUCCUAACUUAAAAGGCAAUUAGUACCACCUUUUACUAAGUAUAAGCGACCCCAUCAAAGUUCUUCUCCAAAGAUUGAAAACAAAUACCGCUAACAGUUACUGUAUCAAGAUCAGUCGCCAUUUUGGAAUAUGUUUAGCACCCUGCAAUAUGGCUUUCAUUUUUCUUGAGGAGUAAUCUCACGUAAAUAAUUUUUGAAUAAUAGUGAAGUCUUCAAAGCUAUAGAAAUUAAAGACCUACCGAUGCGAGAAAAUAUGGUUAUGAAGUGAGUUACGUCCACAUGCACCCUUCCAUCGCCUGGCAACUCGUACAGACUCUAGGGCUACGAGUAGAAUUGUUCUUGGCGUUUAUAGAUUAACCUGGGCGGUUAGGGAGCAAACAAGGAGAUACUCCGAUAAAAAUCUAGAUGUAAUAUUUUUUGUGUUUGACUUACUAGAAAAAAAUUUUCGAAUAUAAUUCUUUAAAGUUUGGCUUUUGCCUUGUUAAGCGUUUGGUCACGCUCCAGGAUUAAUCUACAUUAUCUGAGACUGGUCAAGUUUUGACUGGUGAAUGCAUAAGUAAAAACCAUGCAGGAUCUUGAAACUUGUUUGCCGAUAAAGAGAGACUUCUGUUAUUUUCUUCUUCUACCUCCACAAAAUAAAAUACAACUGCUUGCCGUCAACAUUUUUUUCUUGUUAUUCAAAGCUGAUUUAAUUAAUUGUUUAAUGGUUUUGGUUGAGGAUUAAACAUCGCAACGGAUUCAUAAGUGGCUGCGUGUGGUUCAAGUUCAUCAAGGCUCUUAAUACGCAGACUAAAGGGAAAAUAUUUUGUCCUUUCAAGUUUUUCACUUUUCGUGUUUUUCCACUGCCACCCCAAAGUAAAUACCAGCUGCUAUCAAAAUUAUUCUGAUAUUCAAAGCAGCUUUGUUUAUUCGGUUCUUAGGCUGAUGAAAAAUUCGCGACUGGAUUAAGCGAUAGCUGUAUUUGGGGGAAGAGGUGGGUUGGGUUAGUGAUGCAAUCUGUGUGGACAAGAAUUCUUUUCGAAGCCUACAUAUAUUACUGUGAUCGAAUUCGAUUAAUUUUUUUCUGUUAAUAUACGGUUUUUCCCGCAUAAGCUCAUAAGAGAGUACACCUCCCGGGAUUGAAAACACCUUUAACUCAUGAAUUCCUUUUGAAUAUUAGCGGGGCUCCCACGCGCGCGACUCAUGGAUAUGGUCAACUGCUUUUCGUUUGGUUGUCACGUGAUUGACCGAGCGUACACGUCUACAGAUUGUACGGGUGGGGUAGGGGAGAUUAUCAAAAGGAAGGAAGAGGUGUCUCAGGCAUGUCUUAGCAAAUUCACAUCUUUUAAAUUGGACAUUCACUUUUCACAAUAUGGUCAAUUGACAGCUGUCAAAACAGGAUAGCCACUGACCAGUAUCACAUGACCAUAUCGCGGGGUCAUGUGUCAACUCAUCGAGGUGAUGUGAUUUAUUUGGAAACUGUCCGCUGACCAGCUAAAUGUUUUACUAGACCACGAUCAAUGUUCAAUCUCAUACUUUCUAGCUAGUUUGGGAGCACAGUUGAUAAUGCACACAUAUUGGACAUCGGACAUCAAUGUUGUGAUCAAUUGACAGCUGUCAAAACAGGGUAUCCGCUGACCAGUAUCACUUGAGCCCAUGCGUGCUUCGAUCUUCCCGAAUAUUGAAUGAGUGCAAUUUGUAUUGCAAAAUUGUGAAAUACUGCAUUAUGCCCGAGGUCUGUAUGAUAAAAACAGUACCUCAUAGUACUGUUUCACCUCAGAUGUGAAGUAUAAAUGGUAUAAAAGGUUGGUUUACAAGCACCCAGAUGUGUUGGCAAGAUUUUGUAAAGUGUUAAAACUUGUCGAACGCAAAAAAUUUGGCCCGAUUUUUUUCCAGGCCUAAUUAAUCUACGGUGUUCAAGAGCCAUUAUGGCUCUUAAAUGUGAUUGAAGAUGAUUGCUGUCUUUAAGGUGUACAAAUGAGGUUAUCAACUCGAUGUAAGAUUUUGUUUACUCUUGGGCUGUUUGCAAAUUAUUUUUCACAAAAUCACUCAGCCUUUGCCUUAACAGUCACAUGAAUUCGCUAUGUGCUCUAAAGCUAACUGAACUGUGGAAUACAAGUUUAUUGCUUGAUUUAAAUUAUAAAUAUAUUAAUGGGAACCUCGCUUUUCGCCCUGGCUAAAUCUAUAUGUUCCUGUAUGUUACCGUAAUCAGAGCCUUUCUCUAAAUUAAUUCAUCAUAUUUUUUGCGACUACUAAGAAAUCAAGCGUAAUGAAGCGCCCGCCUGUUUCUUGAACGUUUCUGGCGAGAUAUGGUUGACAUGGAUCCUUCCCUUUGAGAUAUUUGGCUCGUUGGCCCCUCAGGUGAUGACUUAGCAGUAGCGUAGAUGUGUCCGAAAAAACGCCAUCUUGUGAGAAAGUUAACGCAGCUGCAUUCUUAACUUAUAUGUGGCUCGAAUGUGUAAUACUUUUCAAACGCCAUUGUAAAAUUUCAUUUUUUCUUUUAACAAAAUGUUAUAAAGCGUAAUUGACUGUCAACCCUUGUAAAUAUUAUCAAACGAAAACUCUAAAAACCUUUUCGUCUUUUUCUUCUUGAAGUCUGCACAGUCACUCUGUUAUCAAAGUCACAGCAUUGGUAAAAACGCUCACAGUAUACAGUGGAUGCCUGGGAAGCAAAUGAAAUUUGAUGAUUAUCUACUGUGUACCUGUGGAGGAGUCCUUGGUGUUUGCCUAAUGAUGGGGAUACUAUGGGACACUUGCUCAAGGCUGCGAGAAAGAAAAACGGAGAACAAAGGUUAG
Porites evermanni is the source of this 3254-nucleotide messenger RNA. Lineage: Eukaryota; Metazoa; Cnidaria; Anthozoa; Scleractinia; Poritidae. The record is from the annotation of a GenBank genome assembly.